GAGAAGUGGGGUCGUGUUUGGUCUCCUCUCUUCUGCUACGAAUCUGCAUUCUUUGGGUUGUUUUGAUACAAUAGAAAAAAAGAAAAAAAAAAAAAAAAUAUAUAUAUAUAUAUAUAUAUAGCAAGUUCUACCGAAGAAGAAGCGAUCAGAGGUUUUUCGUGAAUUUUUUAUUCGAAAUUUCGUCAGACGCUCGAGUUCUUCCGGAGCAGGUCAUUAUGGCUACUGUAAAGAACCUGAAGAUUAAGACGGCAACAUGCAAACGAAUUAUCAAGGAGUUGCAUUCUUAUGAGAAGGAGGUCGAGAUAGAAGCUGCCAAAACAGCUGACAUGAAAGAAAAAGGGGCUGACCCUUAUGACCUUAAACAACAGGAAAAUGUGCUGGCUGAAUCAAGGAUGAUGGUUCCCGAUUGUCACAAGCGUUUGGAGUCCGCCUUAGUUGAUUUGAAAGGAGCAUUGGCCGAACUGGAAAAAUCGACACAAGAGAAAGGCCCAGAGUUCAAUGACGCUCGGAGUACAAUCACCGAGAUCGAAAGUUUCCUUCAGACAACAGAGGAAUAGUAGUGAGUUUGACACUAUCUUAAUUGAUGCCUGAUUGCUUGUAGAACUAAUUAAUCAAACUAUUGCUUUGCAAUACUAGUGCUGAAUGUUUGGCUUUUGGAUUCUAAGUUCAUACUUUGGAAAGAGAGUUUCAUCUUCUGCUAUUCACUACUAUCAUCAAGUGUAAGACUAAACUCGUCUGCUGGGUAUUGUAUUUGAAAAUAUUUUGAUGGUGUUUGCCCAAAUUUAAAGUAAAGGAUCUCUAAAUA
This is a messenger RNA of Benincasa hispida (wax gourd), 805 nucleotides long. RefSeq names its product tubulin folding cofactor A (KIESEL) (gene KIS). NCBI's taxonomy places the organism in Eukaryota, Viridiplantae, Streptophyta, Magnoliopsida, Cucurbitales, Cucurbitaceae. Gene Ontology annotation, biological process: post-chaperonin tubulin folding pathway; tubulin complex assembly. Gene Ontology annotation, cellular component: cytosol; microtubule cytoskeleton. Gene Ontology annotation, molecular function: beta-tubulin binding. The record is from RefSeq and is a predicted model, not a curated record.